CGGGCCACGCCUCCAGCUGUCAGAGCCGCUCGGGGGUCGUGAGAGCUGGGGAUCGACUCCACUCAUCCACCCUCAACCUAAACCUACACGCUGUUAGAAAACCCCGACUUUGCCGAGACUACACGUGCAGCGGGGCUCCGCAGAGGAGUCACCUUUCUCCGUCCCCAUCCCCAUCCAAGCGCCCCUAGCUCUGACAACGCCUUCAGACUCCAGAGUGAGUGCUAAGGCUCCCAGAACUGGCAGCAGGUGUCGGGGCGGACGUCCAACUUUCUGGAGACACUCGGGUUGACGUCUUGCCUUUCACAAAGGCCCCUGCCCCUUCUCGGAGCCAGCUCUCCCUCGCCGCUGGAAACCGUGCCUCUUCGCAGCAUGGCCACCAGGCUCAGCCUCGACGAUCUUCCGCUGCCCAUCACGCUGUCUGCACAGCAGACCACGCUCCUGCUGCUCUUUUCGGUGCUGGCCGCGGUGCACGUAGGCCAGUGGCUGCUGAGGCAGCGGCGGCGGCAGCCAGGGUCGGUGCUCCCGGGACCCUUUGCGUGGCCGCUGAUCGGAAACGCCGCGGCGAUGGGCCCGGCGCCGCACCUCUCGUUCGCGCGCCUGGCGCGGCGCUACGGCGACGUCUUCCAGAUCCGCCUGGGCAGCUGCCCGGUGGUGGUGCUGAACGGCGAGCGCGCCAUCCGCCAGGCCCUGGUGCACCAGGGCGCCGCCUUCGCGGACCGGCCGCCCUUCGCCUCUUUCCGCGUGGUGUCGAACGGCCGCAGCCUGGCUUUCGGCCAGUACUCCGAGCGCUGGAAGGCUCAGCGGCGCGCGGCGCACAGCACCAUGCGCGCUUUCACCUCGCGCCAGCCGCGCAGCCGCCGCGUCUUCGAGGGCCACGUGCUGGACGAGGCGCGCGAGCUGGUGGAGCUGCUGGUGCGCGGCAGCGCCGGCGGCGCCUUCCUCGACCCGCGGCCGCUGACCGUGGUGGCGGUGGCCAAUGUCAUGAGCGCCGUGUGCUUCGGCUGCCGCUACAGCCACGAGGACGCCGAGUUCCGCGAGCUGCUCAGCCACAACGAGGAGUUCGGGCGCACGGUGGGCGCGGGCAGCCUGGUGGACAUGCUGCCCUGGCUGCAGCGAUUCCCUAACCCGGUCCGCACCGCCUUCCGCGAAUUCGAGCUGCUGAACCGCAACUUCAGCAACUUCGUCCUUGACAAGUUCCUGAGGCACCGCGAAAGCUUUCGCCCCGGGGCCGACCCUCGCGACAUGAUGGACGCCUGCAUCCUCUCCGUGGAAAAAGAGGCGGCCCAGGGCCCUGGCGACAGCGGCGCGGGGUUGAACUUAGAUGACGUGCCGUCUACUGUCACCGACAUAUUCGGCGCCAGCCAAGACACUCUCUCCACGGCGCUGCAGUGGCUGCUCAUCUUUUUCACCAGGUACCCUGAAGUGCAGGCUCGGGUGCAGGCAGAAUUGGAUCAAGUGGUGGGUAGAGACCGUCUCCCCUGCCUGGAUGACCAGCCCAAGCUGCCCUACGUCAUGGCCUUCCUUUAUGAAGCCAUGCGCUUCUCCAGCUUUGUGCCUGUCACCAUUCCUCACGCCACCACUGUCAAUACCUCUGUUUUGGGCUACCACAUUCCCAAGCACACGGUGGUUUUUGUUAACCAGUGGUCCGUGAAUCAUGACCCAGUGAAGUGGCCCAACCCGGAGGACUUCGAUCCCACCCGCUUCCUGGACCAGGACGGCUUCAUCAACAAGGACCUGACCAGCAGCGUGAUGAUUUUUUCGGUGGGCAAACGGCGCUGCAUUGGGGAAGAGCUCGCCAAGAUGCAGCUGUUUCUCUUCAUCUCCAUCCUGGCUCACCAGUGCAAUUUCAAGGCCAAUCCAGAUGAGCCCUCAAAAAUGGAUUUUAAUUACGGCCUGAGCAUUAAACCCAAGUCAUUUAAAAUCAACGUGACUCUCAGAGAGUCCAUGGAGCUCUUCGACAGGGCUGUGCAAACGUUACAGGCCGAGCAAGACCGCCAGUGAGAAGCCAGAGCAAGCUGGGAUUUUAGAAGUACUCAAGUUUUGGGGGGAUGAGGAGUAAAAUUGUUCAGCUCCUCUGUACCACGUUGUCAGUUAGCCUCUAAAGUGAGCCCAGGUCAGCACUGGGCUGUGCAGGAGCUCCGGGAAGAUUGUUUUCAGUCACAGAGUUAAAAGGCCCAAAGAAUUUUUAGACAUAACUUCGAAUGCUGGUAAUAAUUUCUCGAGGGAGCAUUCUUUGGAGAUAAAACACACCUGCGCACACACACAGAACUACCUGAUGAAGAGGUACUUCCAAAGCCAUGCCUUUGUGGGUGGGAUCCGAGGUUGAUGUUCUGUGCGGUGAACAUCAGUAGAAAAUGAUUUUAAGCCAGGUUUCAGAAUAUGUUGUUCAAUAUGCAAAGGCAAAUAAUUUCCGUGUAAGGCAUGUGAUUGAGGAUGAGAGGGAAAAGAUUCAGACCAGAAAUUUUUCUUCUUACCUUAUCAAUACAAUAGCUUAGUUAGGCUGUGGUAUCUGUGGAUGGAUUUAUCUUUGGCUUAUUGAUGUACUUUCUCUUUUUUUGGAUGACUCAUAAGAUCAUUUGCUGAAAAGGAAAUUAAUAAUAGUUGCUUUAGUAAUUAUAGUGGGUUUCACUGAUUUAUCAUGAAUUUCAAAGUAUAAGCUGUUAAAUUGUAAAAUAUUGCAAGCUGUGUUGGUUACCAAAGUACAGAAUUUCAAUUAUGAGCAAUAAUCCCCCCCACAAAACAAGAUUUACCAGCCCAGCUAAGCUUUAAAUGAUGUGCUUGCAAUGCACAGAUUUCAAUAAUACGCAUAUGUUAAAAAGAUCACCAAAUAGUAUUCAAUAUGUAUAUACAUAUAGUU
This is a messenger RNA of Molossus molossus (Pallas's mastiff bat), 2857 nucleotides long. RefSeq names its product cytochrome P450 1B1. The transcript has 3 exons. Gene Ontology annotation, molecular function: heme binding; iron ion binding; oxidoreductase activity, acting on paired donors, with incorporation or reduction of molecular oxygen. Lineage: Eukaryota; Metazoa; Chordata; Mammalia; Chiroptera; Molossidae. The record is from RefSeq and is a predicted model, not a curated record. Bases 370 to 2001 code for a protein of 543 amino acids.